Camarhynchus parvulus is the source of this 4363-nucleotide messenger RNA. RefSeq names its product collagen type XIII alpha 1 chain (gene COL13A1). NCBI's taxonomy places the organism in Eukaryota, Metazoa, Chordata, Aves, Passeriformes, Thraupidae. The record is from RefSeq and is a predicted model, not a curated record. The transcript has 44 exons. Bases 346 to 2730 code for a protein of 794 amino acids.
GCAGAGGAGGUUACUUUGGGAAGCCGCGCAGCUCGCUCAUCCCAGCCCCGUAGUUCGGAGGGAGUGUGUCAUGUUACAGGGGAGCCACGAUCAGCCAGAGCACAACGUCGCCGGAGCAGCUGAGAAUUAUCUCUCUCUAAUGGGGACUUUCAUGUGCGAGCUCCUGGCCAGUCUGCGAAGGAACUGAAACUGACAGCUUAGAAAGAAUCAAAAACUUACCAGCGAACCAAAAGACUGAAAUACAGGAGGAAAAAAAAAAUCUUGAUCAGAUUAUUUUUCCCCCCCUCGCACUCUUUGCUGCAGUUGGAUCCCUUUUUUCUGCACCCCUUUUAUGACAGGGAGGGAAUGUUGGAGGAGAAGAGCUGGAAAGGCGUCGACGAAGCAGCUUUUGACAGGGGGUGUGUGGCUCCCCCCAGGAGCGGCGAUGGGGAGCGAUGCUGCCGCCUCCCUCUGCUGCUGGGCUCGGGGCUGCCCGGCGUGUCCCUGCUCUCUCUGGUGCUCAGCCUCCUGCUGUACUUUCGGACCUCCGACCUGCAGUCCCGCGUGUCCCACUUGGAAGCGGACAGACCCACACAGCUCCCUGCCUGGCUCUCAGCAGACCAAAUGGAGACAGCUAUUUUGGGAAGAGUUGACCAACUGCUCAAUGAGAAAUUAAAGUUCCACUUGCCAAGACAUCGAGAAGUCCGAGACACACACCAGCGAUGCAACUGCCCGGCAGGUCCACCUGGGGACAAAGGUGCGAUGGGAAUCCCUGGGCGGCCGGGACUAAAGGGGCAAUCUGGAGAGAAGGGUGCUCCAGGAGAAGCUGGCAUGUCCAUCAUCGGGCCCCGUGGCCCGCCCGGACAGCCUGGAACAAGAGGUUUUCCUGGAUUCCCGGGCCCUAUUGGCUUGGAUGGCAAACCGGGGCAUCCUGGACAGAAAGGAGAGAUGGGUGCUGCAGGUCCCAGGGGACAGCCUGGACCCCCAGGACAAAAAGGAGAGAAGGGUCAGUGUGCAGAGUACCCGCACAGGCUGCUGCCUCUCCUCAAUUCAGUGCGGCUGGCUCCACCUCCGGUCAUAAAGAGACGCACUUUCCAGGGUGAGCAAGGCCAGGCAGGGAUCCAAGGUCCCCCGGGGCCCCCUGGCCCACCAGGGCCCCCUGGACCAGCAGGACCCGAAGGAAUCCCAGGACGUCCUGGGCCAGUUGGACCCCCUGGCAGAGCAGGAGAACCUGGAAAGCCUGGCAGAGAUGGAAAGGGCUUACCUGGGCCUCCUGGACCAAAGGGAGAUGCUGGGAUUCAGGGAUACCCUGGCAGAAAGGGUGAGGUGGGUGAGUCAGGCCUGCCUGGUGCCCGUGGCCUCCCUGGAGCCUCUGGCCCCAAGGGUGAAAAAGGGGAUGCUGGCAUAAAGGGGGAGAGAGGCAUGCCAGGGCUGCCAGGAAGACAUGGCUCUAAGGGCGCUCCCGGGCUGGCGGCCGCAGGGAUGAAGGGCGAGCCUGGGACUCCAGGAGAAAAGGGAGAUUCUGGAGUGCCAGGGAGGAUGGGCCCCCCAGGUUUGCCAGGGAAGAGGGGGCAGCGGGGUGAGAAGGGACAAGCUGGUGACCCUGGAAUUCCUGGACUUCCUGGCCCAAAGGGAGAGAAGGGAAUUGCUGAGAAUGCCUUGGUGGGAGCUAAAGGAGAACCUGGCCCCCCAGGUCUGCCUGGACCCCCUGGACCAAAGGGAGAAGCUGGUGACAUUGGUCAGCCUGGUGCUGCAGGAUCACAGGGAGAAAAGGGGGAACGUGGUUCACCAGGAGUCCAGGGACCCGUGGGCCCAAGGGGCCCCAAAGGAGAGCCUGGGAAGGAUGAAAUGAUGGACUAUGAUGGGAACAUCAGUGAAGCUCUGCAGGAAAUACGAACUUUGGCCUUGAUGGGACCCCCAGGACGUCCAGGUGUGGCUGGGCCUCCAGGGCCACCAGGACAGAAGGGUGAAAUUGGCUUGCCAGGUCCUCCAGGCCACGAUGGAGAAAAGGGACCACGUGGCAAGCCUGGAGAAAUGGGCCCCCCUGGGCCUCAGGGGCUGCCAGGGAAGGAUGGACCUCCUGGGAUGAAGGGAGAGCCAGGCCACGCUGGGGGCAGAGGAGAGAAGGGUGAGAAGGGAGAGCCAGGCCAAGCAGGCUCCCCGGGUUUAGAUGGCCCCACUGGAGAGAAGGGAGAACAAGGUGACCAAGGGAUGCCAGGACCAUCAGGAUUGCCAGGGCCCAUUGGACUUCCAGGAUUGACAGUAUCUGGGCCCCCUGGACCCCAGGGCCCUCCAGGACCUCCAGGUCUUCAGGGUGUCCCAGGACCCAAGGGGGAAGCAGGGAUUGAUGGAGUGAAAGGAGAGAAGGGUGCCCAGGGUGAAAAAGGAGACAGAGGGCCACUGGGAUUACCCGGUGCUUCAGGCUUAGACGGCAGGCCUGGACCAGCGGGUAUUCCAGGACCAACUGGGGCUUCGGGACCAGCAGGACCAAAAGGAGAGAGGGGCAGUAAAGGAGAUCCUGGAGUUGCAGGACCAAUGGGGCCAGCAGGGCUUCCUGGUUUACAAGGUCUACCUGGUGACAAGGGAGUCCGGGGGGAGAGGGGCAAGAAAGGCUCUAGAGGGUCUAAAGGGGAUAAGGGAGACCAAGGAGCACCUGGAUUAGAUGCACCCUGUCCGUUGGGAGAAGAUGGCCUUCCAGUUCAAGGCUGCUGGAAUAAGGGUCAAACUCCUUGGCUGAUAGCCAGAAAGUGAGUCUGAGGGUGCAGAAGCUUGGGAAAUGGCAGCAGAGGGAAAGGAGAAGGAGGACCUUCCUGAAGAUUUGCCGGAGAUGUUUUGCAAGUUGCCUCCCAGGAGCUUGGGAAGAGUUCCUCAGCAGUGCACCAGGAAUGUGUGCCCAGAUGCUGGGCCUGCAGGAGCUCGGCGUGCCAGCACUUUCUGCUUUGCUUUCUGUUUUCUCCCAGAGGCCAGUGGCAGGGGUUGAGAAUGGCACCAUUUAUAUUCUUUUUCUUUGGUCAUUUUCACUUCACUCUACUAUUGUGGUCAGACUUUUCAGAUGAAGAAUUAGGCUCAUUUUCCAGCAGCAGCUACAUAAAUGAGUGCAAGACAUAGACAGUAUUUCUGGGAGGGGAUCCUUUGAUCCAAGAAAGAAACCCUUCUUGAACAUUUCUCUUUAGAAAAGCAGAGAAACCCCAGAACUGUGUUCAGUUCAGAGUGCUGCUCAGAGAGGAUGUGAUAACAUUUUUUGCUACCAUUUCUGGUUACCAGGUGACAAACUUCCACCUGUAUCAUUGAUAAUUCCAUCUUUAACCUUUUCAUCACAAACUUUCUUCUCCUGUUUAAUUAUAAGGAAAUGACAUUGCUUUGUUUGGGUUUUCUAAAACCAUACUGGAUUCUGAAGGCAUGACAUAUGUUGUCAGAAGAGAAAAACGUGGAGUGUGGAUAAAAUCUGGUUUCACUGACUAAUUCCUUUGCUUCCUGUACUUGUGCUUUGGUCUCCACUGCACCCUCUGGGUGUACUUUGUCUGGAGCCCUCCAGAAAUGUUUUCUGCUGGCCCAUUAAGGCCCUUUUGUGGGUGCAUCUCCAAAGAUGUACAUCCAGAUGGAAAAGAAGGAUUACAAAGGUUCAAUUCCACUGUUGCAUGUUUUAAUAUGUUCACUAAAGGGAAAUAACGAUUUGGCAAAGCGCUGAGGGGUUCAGAGGACGUUUCCCAGCCUGAAGGGCAGAAUAUACAAUCCUGGAUACUUCUUCCAGCUGCCAUGCAAACCUGGCAUCCUUUACUCGGCCCCCACUGCUGAAGGUUAGCAUGUAAGCUCAAGUAUCUUUCCACCACAGCAAUUUAUUUUAAAGAACUCCAAAUUUAAAAUAAGUACCUAUCUUUUGAACAUGACAAAACAUCUCUAAUUCCCUGAGUGCAUUGCGAAUCCGGUUGCCCAAGAACGAAACCACAUAUUUAACUUUGAGGGAGCGAUUCCCUGCUGGCCUAAAGGAUGCCAUUUGCAUAUUGAAAUACUUGGGUGAGCCAGGGCCAUUGUUAUUAGAGCUAAUGAAUGAUAUUAUCUCAAUCAUUAGACAGAUCCAAGUGCUAAGCAGUUCACAUUACAGCUGGGGAGAAAGUGCUGAUUUCAUGCUCAAAGGGGUGCCAUUAACCCAGAGCAAUCCUAGAUUCAAACACUUUGUCAGCACAAGUGGAAUCAUUCUGAUCUUCUGAUAAGGACACCUGUACCUGACACCCAUCUCCUCUCUCCAACGCACGGAAAGUCUACUGUUAAAAUAAGUCCAGGUUUGCAAAGACUGGGGGAGAGUCCUACUUUGAUGUUCAUCUGAAGAAUUGCAGGUUUUUUAAUUGAGAUUUCUAACAGAUGUGUUCAGGAAAUAGAGUAGUGG